Adineta ricciae is the source of this 3315-nucleotide messenger RNA. NCBI's taxonomy places the organism in Eukaryota, Metazoa, Rotifera, Eurotatoria, Adinetida, Adinetidae. The record is from the annotation of a GenBank genome assembly.
AUGCCAAGUUGGAAAAUCAAUUGUUUGAAAAGUGAAGAUCACGGAAAUCUCUCCACUUUACCAACCAACACCAUCAAUGAAUCGAAUCAACUUGAUUCAAUUCUAUCAUCUAUCGAACAUGACAAUGCAGACACGGCAGAAACGAUAACAGCAAUCGAUAUUCAUAGUUUACCUUCGAGCCCAACAACUCUCAGUCGUCGCGAUCAAAAGCAGCGAUAUCGUCCUUAUUCACCAAUUCCAAUACGAGCUCGAACAACAGUCGAAUUAAUCAAACGAGAAAACUGUCCACUUGGCCUAACGAUAUCCGGUGGAAGUGACAAAGAUGGCAAACCACGCGUUGCUCAAUUGAAGCCAGGCUCCGUCGCACAGAAAGCAGACAUUUUAGAAAUUGGUGAUGUUGUCCUCAGUGUCAAUAAUAUCAAAACAGCUGGCCUCAAACACGAACAAGUUAUCGAUUUAAUUAAGCAAACGGGCGAUCAACUGACAUUAGAUAUCGAAUAUGAUCUACCUAAAUGGCCUAUACAUGCAAUUAAUACAGUACAUACAAAAACGAUUCAAAUACAAUUGGAAAAAGAAGGACAAAGUUAUGGUUUUAUUUUACGUGGUGGAGCUUCGGAUGACAAGGUUAAAACAAGACCACUUAUUAUUACAAAGAUACGUCCGCAAGGACCAGCUGAUAAAGAAGGUACAAUUAAGAUUGGCGAUCGAAUCCUAGCAAUCAAUGGAAUUAGUGUCGGAGGAGCAACCUUACAAGAUGCAUACAAUUUGAUGAGACAAUGUCGAGGAACGACGUUAUUUUUGAUUGAAUACGAUGUUGCUGUUGUUGAAAGUGUUAAGCAUGCGACAGGAUCGUUAUUAAUUGAAAUUGAAAAGUCUCCUGGUUCAACGAUUGGAAUCAGUCUAACACAAAAAUGGACACGAAGUAAUCGUUCGCUGAUCGUUAUUGAUCAAAUAAAACCAGCCAGUAUUGCUGAUCGUUGUGGAGCUUUGCAUUGUGGUGAUCAAAUCAAUGCUAUCGAUCAGAAAUCGUUCGAUGGAAUGUCUUUGUCCGAAGCAAAUUCGAUCCUUCGUUCUUGUACAGGUGAUUUCUGUCGAAUUGAAGUCACACCGUCGAAUAUUAUCCUUGAACAAGUCAAUGAUAUACAAAUCAAUUCGCCUGUUGGUCGAUCGUUUCUGAAUGAAAAUUCUCGUCAAGCUUUCUAUCGAACACCCUCAGGCAAUCCCCUAUCAUCAUCGACAUCCAACUCGAAUUGGUCAAUGAGAAAUAGUUAUCAGAAUCUUCCGAGAAAAUCAAUGACGAAGACACGUCAUAAUUCCAUGAGUCUCAGAUCAUUGGAUAGAUUGUCUACUUCUACUUCUACAAACAACAAAACUUCUCCAUCAGUAAUGAAAAUGUAUAAUCUUCGUUCAUUGAAUUCAUGUUAUCAGACAGUAUUAAGCAAUCAAAUGUGCCAUACAGAAGUAAUGGAAUGUGUCCUUAAACUUGAUUCAUCGUCGCAAAAUGGAAAUAGUUCGGAUGGUGAAACCGUAGGCAAUUUUGGUUUUACACUUCAAGGUGCUUCAUUUGCAUCGGAUGUCUUAAUGCAACCACCGAUUAUCGGCUACUUAGAGCCUGGUGGUGUCGCUGAAAGAUCGAGUAUACUCCAACCAGGAGAUCGUGUUGUAGCUAUCAAUGGUCAGCAGUUAGAAGGCAUGACGUUGGAAGAUGCUCGAUCGAUUAUUAAAGAAUCAAAUAAUCAGAUAUUUCUGGAAAUUGAAUUCGAUGUUGUUGAUUCGGUCAUGCUCUCGUCGGGUACAUGUCAAGUAAAAAUUUUACGAAAAAAUCUCGAUCUUGGUCUUUCGGUGACUUAUUCUCGUUCAACACGAACGGAUGAAGUUCCAUUGAUCAGUGAUGUUAAACGGGGUAGUAUUGCUUAUCGUUGUGGAAUGAUUCAACCAGGAGAUCGUUUGUUAUCCAUCGAUUCGCAUUCAUUGCGUGGAAAAAGUCUAAAUGAAAUAGUUACAUUACUGAAAAAUUGCGAUGAUAUCGUGCGAUUGAAAAUAAAGAAAGAUGACAUUUAUGCGGAAGAUAAUCUUUCCGAAAAUGUCGUCGUUUACAAAGUGCAAUUACAUCGACAAGGUGGACCACUUGGUUUAACAAUUUCCGGUAGUGAAGAUGUUUUUGAGCCAAUCGUCGUCUCAGAUUUAUGUGAGGGCGGCUUAGCAGAUAAAACAAACGCUAUUCAUAUUGGUGAUCGAAUUCUAGCGAUCAACGAUGUUACUCUACGUGGUAAAGGUCUCAACGAAGCGAUCAAAUUGCUACAAGCAAGCAGUGAUGAGAUAACUUUGAAAAUUUCUCGAAUAAUCAAUCCUCAACAAAAAUUGUCUCGUUCAUUUCAUCAUCCAGACGAUUAUACUCCAUCUGUUGAUUCUGCCAUGGAAUCAUGGGACAGUUCGAACACAGAUCAUCGUUUUAGCGAUAAUAGUGAAGCAACAAAAGAAAUUAUUGUUAAUGAUCAUCAACAAUACUCCAACUAUCAAGAUCCGUCAUCAAUAGUUCACGUAUCCCGAAGUGAUUUUGUUCUCAAACCUCAUCAAACACAUUCAGUACCGAUAACUAUACAUUCAAAUCGUUCAAUCAGUAUGGUUACACCAACAGCAGGUUUUCGAACACCACCAACGAACGGUCGUCCACUUGAAGCUAUUCGUCACUCCGACAGUGGCGAUAGUAUACACGGUGCUGAUGUUCAGUUUUCAUCUGUACUUAAUGAUAAACCAUCAAGAACGAAUGGGAACUUUUAUGAUACAAAAUAUGAUAAUUGUUCAUCGUCAGCCAGUCGACCCAAAUACGACACGGUUACCUUAGUACUUACUCGUGAUAAACGCGUACUAGAUUUUGGAUUUUCGAUUUCGGAUCGACUCUAUGGUACAGGUGUGUAUGUGAAUAAGAUACGCCCAAAUGGUCCAGCAGAAUUAGAAGGAACAUUGAUGCCAUGUAUGAGAAUUUAUAAAGUAAAUAAUAUAGAUGUAACACGUAUGGAAUGCAAUCAAGUUGUACCUCUACUAUCGACAUCACCCGAUCAAUUGGUCUUAAUUGUUGGAAGACGGCCAGCUCCAAUGUUUGACGAAACAGACGAAUUCUUCGAUAUUGAUCAAGAUGGAGAUGAACACCAAACACCUGUCGUUAAUGAUAAUUCAUUAUGGAAUAUGUCAAUGAAUUCAACCAUUCAUGAAAAUAGCAACAACAACAAUAAUGCCACAGCUACCAAUUCUCUCAGUACAACCAAUGCUAAUGCAUAUUCUCUAAUAUCUUCUACAAAGAAAAGUGCUGUAUGA